ACGAAAUCAUCUCGUAGCUUUGAACAGCGCUCAAAAUGAAGUUUCUGUGUCUGAUAUUAUUGGCCACGUCAGUGACUGGCCGAUUCACUGAUGAUUUGUACCAACAAUUGGCCGAAGAUAAUGCCAACGAGAAUCUUAUUUCCUCGCCCCUUUCCGUCGAUAUUGCCUUGGGCAUGAGCUACAUGGGAGCUGGGGGAAAUACAGCCCGAGAAAUGAGGGAUGUCCUGAAGUUAUCCGCAGAUAAAAAGGAGGUGGCUCGUAACUACAAGCAACUUCUGACCAACCUCGAGGGUCGCGAGAAGGCAGCCAUGCUCCAUCUGGCCAACCGCAUUUACGUCAACGAUCGCUACACUAUAAAUCCGGAGUUUAAUCAAGUGGUCAAGGACUCCUUUAAGGCCGAAGCGAAGCCUAUCAGCAUAAGUGUUCCUGAAAAAGCUGCUGAGAUCGUCAAUAAGUGGGUGAAUGAAACGACGCGGAGCAGGAUCAAAACCCUUGUUGAGGCCGAUGAUAUGAGCCCGCCUCUUGUAAUGGUUCUCUUGAACGCCAUUUACUUCAAAGGUCAGUGGCAGCGCGCGUUUAACUCCACAUACACGAAACGGGCCGAUUUUCGAACUGCUGACAAGCAAACAGUUCCUGUCCAGAUGAUGGAGAAGCAUGACGAAUUUAAGGCGGGAUAUGUGCACAGUCUGGGUGCCAAGGUGAUCGAGCUUCCCUACAGGAACUCAACCCUCUCCAUGGUAAUCUUUCUGCCGGAAAAAGUCGAUGGGUUGCCAGAACUGGAGAGGAAGAUCGCAGGCUUCUCUCCAGCGCUGAGAGAGCAGGAAGUGAUUUUGAAGCUGCCAAAGUUCAAAAUCGAAUUUUCCUCCGAACUUAAGGGAACUCUUUCGAAGAUGGGCAUGCGAGAUGCAUUUAGUAAAGAGGCUGAUUUUGGAGGUCUAGUUAAAUCGUCAAAUCCUAGAAUCAGCAAAGUCAUUCACAAGGCCUUCCUUGAGGUCAGCGAAGAGGGUGCGGAGGCGGCAGCUGCAACAGCCGUACUUUUUGAAAUGGUCGCUGUCAGUGCUCAAAUCCAGCCACCCCCACAUAUCUUGGAGAUUAAUGCCGAUCAUCCGUUUGCUUAUGUCAUUCGCGAUAAGGACACCAUUUACUUUCAAGGACACUUCGUAAAUCCAGAAGAGUAAAGCUGGUAGAAGGAGGAGGAAAAAGCUCUCACUUUGAUUACAAUUUAUAAAUACAACGAAUUUCCUUUUCUUUGAAAACAAAUGUAAAUUUACUUCUUUAUGCAUUGUUGUGAAUUUUCUGUGUUUUAUUAAACGAGAAGAACUACGAUGAGCACCUUCCCCCAAAUCCUUAA
Molecule: messenger RNA, 1351 nt
Organism: Drosophila biarmipes
Lineage: Eukaryota; Metazoa; Arthropoda; Insecta; Diptera; Drosophilidae
Product: serine protease inhibitor 42Dd-like
Exons: 4
Coding region: 36-1178 (380 amino acids)
Molecular function (GO): serine-type endopeptidase inhibitor activity
Source: RefSeq, a predicted model, not a curated record